AUGGGUGACACAUGUCACGUAAAUUCCCACCCAAAGAGUAAUGCGUCGUUUGGUAUCCUCUGGAUAACAUUUUCAGAGUCAGGUUUAUAUAAGGUCCCUUUAAACAAGUUAAGGAUUAAGGUACCUAAAGCCAAGUAUUUGUGUCUUAGGUCAAAAGGGCUAUACGACU
Molecule: messenger RNA, 169 nt
Organism: Sphenostylis stenocarpa
Lineage: Eukaryota; Viridiplantae; Streptophyta; Magnoliopsida; Fabales; Fabaceae
Source: the annotation of a GenBank genome assembly